AUGGCUACCGCUGUUGCUGGCAUCGUGCUGAGCGCUAUUGGUGUUGCUAAAGGGAUCGGUGACACCGGGGUUGCGUUGUUCGGUGGCGAAGACACCCUGAAGAGGAAGCGUCAUUGGAUGCAAUGCAGCGUCAAAAACGAGACGCAAUACGAGCUCGUGCUCGCUGAUAGCUAUUUCGACUCUGGAGAGUAUUAUGACGCUCCCCACGCAACCAUACCCAAAUUUUCCGUCGCAUCAUUUUCUGUCUGUAACAGGACUGGAUUGGCCGGAGUAUCUGGCGGUAAUUUAUGGACUAUGGAGCUUGACAACAAGACCGAACUCAAGUUCUCUUUGGGCUACACCGACCCAGUUGUAGGUAGUCGCAAAUCUGGUGCCAUCGUUGGGCACAAAGCCAAGGAUGGGUACGAGGGCGCAACCCAAUACGGCACAAAUUCGAAAUCCGGCGAGUACAAGGGCAAAGAUGACAAAAACACCCCCACCUAUUUCUUUUUCACCCUCACUGCCGUAACGGGCCAUCAUACGAUCUACACCAUUCGCCAAACGGUGACUGACACCGAAUGGCAGAUUGAUGUUUGA
Laccaria bicolor S238N-H82 is the source of this 576-nucleotide messenger RNA. RefSeq lists its product as uncharacterized. The transcript is spliced from 3 exons. NCBI's taxonomy places the organism in Eukaryota, Fungi, Basidiomycota, Agaricomycetes, Agaricales, Hydnangiaceae. The coding region runs from base 1 to 576 and encodes 191 amino acids. The record is from RefSeq and is a predicted model, not a curated record.